AUGGAUGGCAGGAAUUAUUCUGUGGUGUCCGAACUUGUGUUUCUUGGACUCACCAAUUCGUGGGAGGUCCAGCUUUUCCUCCUUGUGUUCUCCUCUGUGCUCUAUGUGGCAAGCAUGGCUGGAAACACCCUCAUUGUGUUUUCUGUGACUGUUGACCCUCACUUACAUUCCCCCAUGUAUUUCCUACUGGCCAAUCUCUCCUUCCUUGACUUGGGGGCGUGCUCCACUGCUUCCCCCAAGAUGAUUUAUGACCUUUUCAGGAAGCACAAAGUCAUAUCCUUUGGAGGUUGUAUUGCUCAGAUCUUCUUCAUCCAUGUCAUUGGUGGUGUGGAGAUGGUGCUGCUCAUAGCCAUGGCUUUUGACAGAUAUGUUGCGAUAUGCAAACCUCUUCACUACUUGACCAUAAUGAGUCCACGAAUGUGUAUUUUAUUUCUGACUGCUGCCUGGGCCCUUGGUAUUAUUCACUCACUCUUCCAGCUGGCAUUCAUCAUUAACUUACCUUUCUGUGGCCCUAAUGUAUUGGACAGCUUUUACUGUGACCUACCCAAGCUUCUACGACUGGCCUGCAGAGAUACUUAUAAACUACAGUUUAUGGUCACGAUAAACAGUGGAUUUAUUUGUGUUGGAUCUUUUCUUAUACUCCUCAUCUCCUACAUCUUUAUUCUGUUUACUGUUUGGAAACAUUCAUCCAGUGGUACAUCCAAGGCCCUCUCUACUCUGUCAGCUCACAUCACUGUGGUCUUUUUUUUCUUUGGCCCAACCAUGUUUGUCUACACAUGGCCAAAUCCCAAUGCCCAGAUGGACAAAUUUCUCGCUCUCUCUGAUGCAGUUCUCACUCCUUUCCUAAAUCCAGUCAUCUACACCUUGAGGAAUAAAGAGAUGAAGACAGCAAUGAAAAGAGUUUUUAAACCACUCAUGAUUUUUAGAAAGAUUUCAUGA
Elephantulus edwardii (Cape elephant shrew) is the source of this 939-nucleotide messenger RNA. RefSeq names its product olfactory receptor 4F21-like. Gene Ontology annotation, molecular function: G protein-coupled receptor activity; olfactory receptor activity. Gene Ontology annotation, cellular component: membrane. The coding region runs from base 1 to 939 and encodes 312 amino acids. Gene Ontology annotation, biological process: G protein-coupled receptor signaling pathway. The record is from RefSeq and is a predicted model, not a curated record. NCBI's taxonomy places the organism in Eukaryota, Metazoa, Chordata, Mammalia, Macroscelidea, Macroscelididae. The transcript has a single exon.